Molecule: messenger RNA, 1734 nt
Organism: Mollisia scopiformis
Lineage: Eukaryota; Fungi; Ascomycota; Leotiomycetes; Helotiales; Mollisiaceae
Product: general substrate transporter
Exons: 4
Coding region: 1-1734 (577 amino acids)
Biological process (GO): transmembrane transport; carbohydrate transport
Cellular component (GO): membrane
Molecular function (GO): carbohydrate:proton symporter activity
Source: RefSeq, a predicted model, not a curated record
AUGGCGGGUGGGGCAGCUCCAGCUGCAGGCAUUUAUGAUGCUGCUUUACAGCGACGACAAGCCAUGAUGGGCAAGAGUGGGCCAGCGGCUCUUAUCAAGAAUGGUCGAGUGUUCAUGAUUGCCAUGUUUGCUUGCAUUGGAGGUCUUCUUUACGGAUACAACCAAGGAGUCUUCUCUGGUGUCUUGACCAUGCAUUCAUUUGGAAGCCACAUGGGCGACUAUGUUAGCAACACGAGUAAGAAGGGAUGGUUGACAUCCAUUCUUGAACUUGGUGCUUGGUUUGGAACUCUGCUCUCUGGAUUCAUGGCAGAAACGGCCUCGAGAAAAUAUGGAAUCUUGAUUGCUACCGCGGUGUUUAUCCUCGGUGUGAUCAUCCAAACGACCGCUAUAUCAGCUGGACACAACUCUAUUCUUGCAGGCCGAUUUAUUACCGGUAUGGGCGUUGGUUCCUUGUCCAUGAUCGUCCCAAUGUACAACGCCGAAGUGGCUCCCCCAGAAGUUCGAGGCUCUCUCAUUGCACUCCAACAGCUCGCCAUUACCUUUGGUAUCAUGGUCUCCUUCUGGAUUGAUUACGGCACCAAUUACAUUGGCGGCACAGGAGCAUCCCAACACGAAGCUGCCUGGCUACUUCCAAUCUGCCUUCAACUUUUCCCCGCCGUGGUUCUCUUCGGCGGAAUCCUCUUCAUGCCCUUCUCUCCACGUUGGCUAGUUCAUCAUGGCCGAGAAGAAGAAGCCAGAAAGGUUCUCGCUAGACUCCGUGGCCUUGCCGAAGACCACGAGCUCGUCGAGCUCGAGUUCCUCGAGAUCAAGGCACAAUCGCUCUUCGAGAAACGAACCGUUGCAGAGCACUGGCCCGCCCUCCGCGGGUUGACAGCCUGGAACACUUUCAAGCUCCAAUUCGUUGCCAUUGGUUCUCUCUUCAAGACCAGGGCCAUGUUCAAGCGUGUCAUCGUCGCGACAGUAACCAUGUUCUUUCAGCAAUGGACUGGUAUCAACGCAAUCCUCUACUACGCACCCACAAUCUUCCAAAACAUCGGACUCUCAGGAAACACCAUCUCGCUCCUCGCCACCGGCGUAGUCGGCAUCGCCAUGUUCCUCGCCACCAUUCCCUCCGUCCUGUACAUCGACCGCCUGGGUCGCAAACCCAUCCUCACCAUCGGCGCAAUCGGUAUGGGCGCCUGUCACAUUAUCAUUGCCGGCAUCGUCGCCAAGUACCGCGACUCGUUUCCCGAGCAUCGGGGCGCUGGCUGGGGCGCUGUCGCGAUGGUCUGGCUCUUCGUCAUACAUUUCGGGUACUCGUGGGGUCCGUGUGCCUGGAUCAUCGUCGCGGAGAUCUGGCCUCUGUCGAAUCGCCCUUAUGGGAUCGCCCUAGGUGCCUCGUCUAACUGGAUGAACAAUUUCAUUGUCGGACAAGUCACACCGGAUAUGAUAUCUGGCAUUUCAUAUGGAACGUAUCUUAUCUUUGGUAUCCUGACGUUCAUGGGUGCGGCGUUUAUCUGGUUCUUCGUUCCUGAGACGAAGAGAUUGACGCUGGAGGAAAUGGAUGUCAUUUUCGGCUCGGAGGGUACAGCUCAAGCUGACUUUGAGAGGAUGGAGGAGAUUAAUAAGGAGAUUGGGUUGGAUGCCUUGCUUAGAAGCCAUGGGGGAACGCCCUCUGCUGGCCAUUUGGAUGAGAAGGAUCAUCAUGAUGAAAAGUUGGAUGCUUUGAAUGAGAAUCAUGAUCAUGUUGAGUAG